Messenger RNA from Pimephales promelas (fathead minnow), 1634 nucleotides. Its product is annotated as carboxypeptidase A1. Gene Ontology annotation, biological process: proteolysis. Gene Ontology annotation, molecular function: zinc ion binding; metallocarboxypeptidase activity. NCBI's taxonomy places the organism in Eukaryota, Metazoa, Chordata, Actinopteri, Cypriniformes, Leuciscidae. The record is from RefSeq and is a predicted model, not a curated record.
UAUAAAGGGGUUGCUUACAAUGAGAAACUUCACUUCAAGCAGCAAGAUGAAGGGGUUACUGGUUCUAGCGGCUCUUUUUGUGGCCGUAUUUGGCAAAGUGACUUUUGAGGGAGACCAGGUUCUUCGGAUCACUGCAAAAAAUGCAGAGCAGAUUUCUCUCCUGAAGGAACUCCCUGAACAGACACUCGGGCUGGACUUCUGGAUGGAGCCCGUUCAUGAGUCCCUGCCUGUGGAUGUUCGUGUCCCCUUUCACAGCCUCCAGGCUGUCAGGGCGUUCCUGGCAUACAAUCAGAUCCAGUAUAAUGUCAUGAUUGAAGAUGUUCAGGAUUUGCUGGAUGAUGAGGAACGCGAGAUGGUGAAAUUUCGCACCUUUCCGAGAAGUACCGAUGAUUUUGUCUACACCACCUACCAUGACCUGGACUCUAUUUACUCUUUCAUGGACAUGCUUGUGGCAGAACACAGUAAUCUGGUCAGCAAAAUUGUGAUUGGUCAGAGCUAUGAGAGCCGUCCCUUGAACGUCCUGAAGUUCAGCACUGGAGCGAACCGUCCAGGUCUCUGGAUUGACACUGGUAUCCACUCCAGAGAAUGGGUCACCCAGGCCAGCGGAAUCUGGUUUGCCAAGAAGAUUGUGACUGACUACGGACGUGACCCCGUCCUCACCGACAUCCUGAACAACUAUGAUAUCUUCUUGGAGAUCGUCACCAACCCUGAUGGUUUCGCCUACACCCACAGCAGUAACCGCAUGUGGCGUAAAACCAGAAAGCCGAACCCUGGCUCCAGCUGUGUUGGAGUUGAUCCCAACAGAAACUGGGAAAGUGGCUUUGGUGGUCCUGGUGCCAGCAAUAACCCGUGCUCUGAGACCUACCAUGGACCCAGUGCUCAUUCUGAGCCAGAAGUCAAAGCCAUUGUGGACUUUGUGAAAUCUCACGGCAACCUCAAGGCCUUUUUGUCCAUUCACAGCUAUUCCCAGAUGCUCCUCUAUCCACACGGAUACACGGCGACUCCUGCCAAAGACCAGGCUGAACUGCAUGAACUCGCAAGAAAGGCCAUCACCGAACUUAAGUCUUUGUAUAACACUGCAUAUACAUUUGGCAGCAUAAUUACUACCAUCUACCAAGCUGAUGGAGUCACUACUGACUGGACUUAUGAUCAGGGCAUCAAGUACUCCUACACCUUUGAGCUGAGAGACACUGGUCGUUAUGGUUUCAUCCUGCCAGCCGAUCAGAUCGUCCCGACUGCUGAAGAGACCUGGCUGGCCCUGAUGGUCAUCAUGGAGCACACCAAGAAUAAUCCAUAUUAAACAUACAAGAAUAUUUUUGUGAUGAGUCAAAGUACAUAACUUUGUAAGUGCAUGAAGUAAGGGAUAAUGUACAGUCAGCUGGUCAUUAUGACAAAAAGAGGUUUAAUCAGAUUGUAGAUUAUUUAUCUUAUUAAAUUGGUUCUUGACAAAUUAAUAAAGCUAUAGACAUGAAAUGUUUUUAUUAUUGGAAGUGUAAUUCCUGAUUUUAACAAUUAGCAAUUGUUCCAAGUAAAACUUGACAUGAUGUCAAGAAUUAUCAUUUUAACUACUGAUAAAUGAAUUGUUGAGAUCAGAAAUUUAUAUCCUAGGAAUGAUUAAAAGUCAAAGCAGCUUG